CAUUUAGGCCACUCACUCAACUCAGCCUCUCAACAAAACUCACAAAAAAGCCAAAGGAAUUCUUCAAAUGGCCGAUCAUUAACCAUUCGAAUUCCGUUUUCGUCUCAUUUGAACCAAACCCUAACAUCUACCAUCAAUGGAUUCCAUCUCUGUCGCCGCUACCUCUGCCAAGAAACACGCCGCCAGCGGCGGCCAAGCCCUUCUUUUGGGGCGCUUCGAGGUCGGAAAACUCCUCGGUCACGGCACUUUCGCGAAAGUGUACCACGCGCGCAACGUCAAAUCCGGUGAAAGCGUAGCCAUCAAAGUGAUCGACAAGGAGAAGAUUCUCAAAAGCGGCUUAAUCGCUCACAUCAAGCGCGAAAUCUCCAUCCUCCGCCGCGUGCGCCACCCGAAUAUCGUGCAACUCUUCGAAGUCAUGGCCACGAAAACUAAGAUCUACUUCGUCAUGGAAUUCGUCCGUGGCGGUGAGCUCUUCAACAAAGUAGCCAAAGGUCGAUUGAAAGAAGACGUCGCCAGGAAAUAUUUUCAGCAAUUAGUCUCGGCCGUCCGUUUCUGCCACUCUCGCGGCGUUUACCACCGAGACCUGAAGCCCGAGAAUCUGCUCCUCGAUGAAAACGGGGAUUUGAAAGUCUCCGAUUUCGGGUUGAGCGCGGUUUCGGAUCAGAUCCGGCAAGACGGUUUGUUCCAUACGUUUUGUGGGACGCCGGCCUACGUGGCACCCGAAGUAUUGGCGAAGAAAGGAUACGAUGCGGCGAAAGUAGAUAUCUGGUCUUGCGGAGUGAUUUUGUUCGUUCUAAUGGCUGGGUAUUUACCGUUUCAAGAUCAGAACAUCAUGGCUAUGUAUAAGAAGAUUUACAAGGGUGACUUCAGGUGUCCGAGAUGGUUUUCACCUGAGUUAAUUCGGUUACUCACCAAGCUUCUGGACACGAACCAAGAAACGAGAAUAACAAUUCCAGAAAUCAUGGAGAGGCGUUGGUUCAAAAAGGGAUUUAAACAUAUUAGAUUUUACAUUGAAGAUGAUAAACUUUGCAGCGUUGAGGAUGAUGAUAAUGAUGCGUGUUCAGAGUCAUCGAUGUCUGAAUCCGAAACAGAGAUGGAACCCAGGAGGAAAGUUGGCACAUUGCCCAGACCAGCUAGUUUAAAUGCAUUUGAUAUUAUUUCAUUCUCCCCGGGGUUCAAUUUAUCUGGAUUGUUUGAGGAAGGAGAGGAAGGGUCCCGGUAUGUCUCCGGUGCGCCGGUUUCGAAAAUCAUAUCGAAAUUGGAGGAGAUAGCGAAUUUGGUUAGUUUCACAGUGAGGAAAAAGGAUUGCAGAGUGAGCUUGGAGGGUUCUAGAGAAGGAGUCAAAGGGCGAUUGUCGAUUGCAGCUGAGAUAUUCGAGUUAACGCCUUCUUUGGUCGUUGUGGAAGUGAAGAAGAAAGGAGGGGAACGAGGAGAGUAUGAGGAUUUCUGUAACAGGGAAUUGAAGCCCGGGUUAGAGAAAUUGAUGGCGGAGGAAUUACAAUCAAGUGCCGCAGCUUCGCCUGCCGGUGCAUCGUAUUUACCUUCCGAUACGGAUUAGAGAGACGGGAUGAAGAAAAAAGGGUAAGCUUUUCUCUUUGUCUUUUGUAUCAUAAAGAGCUUCUUCUUCUUCUUUUAAUCUUUCGUGUGUGUUCUUGUUUUUGUUGUGCUACUUAGAAGGUGCUUCAGAUAACAUGAUAUAUAUAUUUAUACCAUCUGUUCUUGUAUCGAGAUGAAUAUUUUAGAUUACAGAGAAUUGAAUACAGGUUUAUACUAAUCUUUGCUAUUUGUUGUUUGUCUUGUAUAUUCCCAUCAACUUUAUUGUGAAAUGAAUUGAUGAUUUAUUUAAUUUAA
Messenger RNA from Hibiscus syriacus, 1851 nucleotides. RefSeq names its product CBL-interacting serine/threonine-protein kinase 12-like. Gene Ontology annotation, molecular function: protein kinase activity; ATP binding. Lineage: Eukaryota; Viridiplantae; Streptophyta; Magnoliopsida; Malvales; Malvaceae. The transcript has a single exon. The coding region runs from base 137 to 1558 and encodes 473 amino acids. Gene Ontology annotation, biological process: protein phosphorylation; signal transduction. The record is from RefSeq and is a predicted model, not a curated record.